UCCAUUGCGGGAGGGAGGGCCACAGAACGUCGGCUAGCUUCUAGCAACAGCCUACAAGCAAGCGGGCCUACCUCUCCCCACACAAACCAAUAUCACUUCACUAUGUGACUGACACGGCUAAGGACAAGGGCGACUCUUGCGGGUCGAUUUUCGGUUUGCCUUUCACUCACGACGGACUACCUGAUUUCGAACUUCAUUUAAAAUUGUGUGUAUUUCUAAAAGUGAAAUUUAAAUCGGAGUCUGGAGGUCUGUGUUUUAUUUACGAAUUCAAGCCAGGAUGGUGUCUAGCUACCCACGUGUACCCGAGAGUAGGGGGGACUAGAGGAGCUCGAUGUGGGUACCACCCGCCCCCCACAGAGCGUGUCCGGCCAUAGCUGCAGGGUGCGAUACCCCACCCCCCGGGACCGAUUCCCCACCCCCUCGGCCCGCCUUCAAACUCUACUGCCUUCAGACGGGUUAGCGGGAGGCCAGUGUGGAUACCUGUAUAACAACAGCACUACUUGUGUCUGUGUUGUGUUUUAAAUGGAUAUCUUGUGUUGUUUUCAUCGAUUUUUUCGGAUACGAGCACACGAUUGGAAAACAACUGUACUAAUCAAAGUUCAUUUUUUAUGAGACAAGUGAAAGUUUUUAGGAGUUAGAAUCUCUUGUGUAAAACCCUUCAGUGUAUAAAAAGGGGUUUCUGUCCAUCCGAUUUCAGCAAGCUUGUGCGUUGGAUAGUGGGAUUUGUGUGGCAGCUCGACAGUGUUCGAGCUUAUUUUUAACACCAGUUACUCGUGAAAGUGGAUCUCUAUUCUAUAUUCCGAUGGAAGACAAGUUGUGUACCCUAGAGUGAAUGUGACACUUAGAAUGGAAGCGAGCGUCCAAUUCGCCCAGGGAGUUGGCACAGUAUGAGGACAGGCGGUGUUUCCUGGGAAUUUAGCCCAUGCAGGUUGUUGCCGUUGCUGCUCAUCAUACUCUUGAGUAUUCUUGGCGUUAACGCAGUUCAUGGUUCCUCGAACACCAAAAACGGAAUCUUCAAAAUAGAUAGGCAGGUAGCACAGAACCCUGGCAGCGAGACUCACAGCCUGAAGUAUCAGCUGUAUAAUAGGUGUAGCGAAGGAUACGUCCAGAUUAAGAGGACUCGUUCGAAAAAGGGCAAUCGGAUCCAGAUUCUUGCCAGGGGAAGACGGCAAAAGAGUAUUACAACCCACUUGAUAUUUGAGUCUCGAGCAGGAGGUGAUAUCUAUAUCAAGAGCCCUCAAACGAAGAAAUACAUCUGUUUUAAUAAAAAAGGCAAACUAAUACUACGGCAUACACAGAAACCGCAAUGUUUGUUCACGCAAGUGCAACGCUCGGACAACUAUACAGAGCUCAGGUCCAAGGCAAACGAAGAAUGGUACAUUGGCUUUCGCGAGAACGGAAAGCGGUUAAAAGGUUAUGCCAGAAGAAACCGAAGAAAAGAAAAGUGUUUUCACUUUGUGGUAGUAAAUUUGACUCCAGCGCCCCCAAAACCCUGGAAAAUAAAAGGAUUUUUGAAUCGAAGGAGGCGAAGUUGAUAUUAUAGCCAAAGUAUCUAGAUUUCUCGGCAUGAAUACCUUACCGGAAACCCGUUUCACUGCGGAACACCGGAAGUGCGAAUGUUAGCACGCAAUGCGGGUCCUCAGCAGCGCCGCCAUUGUUGGGCUAGGGCAGUUGGGAUAGCUGCAAAAGUACCGGAUGAGUAGUGCAAUUUCGUCCACGACUGGAACGUCAGUCGUCUUGAAACCACAACCACAAGCGUCCAUGGCAACGUAACCUAGCAACAGCAUCACUAGGAUCCACGUGGUCUUUCCUUGCCUGCAUAUAGUGAGAACCAAUCUUGUUGGUGUCCCAUGACGUCACAAUCGUCAUAGUGUCUACUUGACGUUACAAUUGUCAUCGUGUCAACGUGACGUCACAAUCGUGUCAACGUGACGUCACAGUCGUGUCUACGUGACGUCACAAUCGUGUCUACGUGACGUCAACAGUGUGAUAGAAAUACAGACACACAUUUCAGUGACGACAGGAGUGCGAUAAGAAAACGGACACACAUUUCGGUGACGUCAUAAUCAGGGAUUUUUUGGUAGCAUCUGCAAGUGUCGUUGCCAUCCCAGACUAUUUGAACCAUAUAGACUCGGGAGGCAGGCAUUCAGACUCGCCUAGUGAAUGUGGGCUAAAUCAGACGCUGUUAAGUCACGUGAUCAGUGUCCACUGUCGCAUGUAGAUAUAUACCAGUUAUCCAGACUACACCACCUCUGUAUAGAUAUGUAACGUAGACUACAACAACAUAGUUUCUACUGUACUGUCGCCCUUUCCCAUUACAUCACGUGACUGAGCGACACGCCCGCAGAACACCGCGGAAUGAUCACGUGGUCACAAUCUGUGCGGAGCCAGCCUCGAUCUGGUUGUCAGCUCAUGUCAUACACGUGACACCGUCUACUGCAUUUGAUUCCAAAUGUAAACCAAUAUCAUGAGUAUUAUAUCGUAUAAAGUAAUGUAGCUCACUAACCCAAGUCAAUGAGAGCUACCCACUCGGAUGGGCGGUGGGGUAGCCCAGUGGUCAAAGCGUUAAGCGACGACCCGGGUUCGAUUCCCCACAUGGGUACAAUACGUGAAGCCUAUUCUUGGUGUCCCCCGCCGUGAUGUUGCUGGAAUAUUGCUAGAAGCGGCGUAAAACCAUACUCACUCACCACGAUGCGAGCGAGCUAUGACUGUAUAUCUCGUGAGAUUAUGAAAGCUUCACCAUCUGAUGUCAUUGUAAUCUUCAUCUUAUCACCCAUUGUUGUCAUUCAUCACCAUAGCAACCUGUAGCCCAUGAUCACGUUAGGUCUAACCCUCUCCCGUCAGGCCAGUAUGCUCCACCCCCUUAUUUCUCUCCCUUUCCCCACCUUGACAAACGCUUCCAAUGGUUCGAAUGGUGCUACUUUGUGUGACAAUGUUUUUACUGUUUCUCCCAGGUGUUUUCUUCGUCGAACCUUCAGAUCCUUUUCCAACGCAGCAUCUUAGGGGGCCGGGGGGACUGGUUAGUGAACACCUCAGGUCAUAUGUACUUAAAAAUGUUUUAAUUUAAAAGGUUUUCAUUGUAGAUAUCCUUGUUCACUGACCAUCAUAGAAUGUCCAAUAUCCAUGGAGCCCUAGUUCGGACAGGUCACUCUGUCCAUCCACAGACCGAAUAGCCAGUUAAGAUAAUAAUACCUUUAUGCCAGUUGUGAGCGGCCGAGUGGUGACAAUGACAUUCCUCCUGACAAAUAACAACAGCGAUAUUAACGCUCAAAUUGGAAACGUGCUUGUGACAAAGGCAUUCGGAGUGUCACGUUGUGGACAUUGGACAGUCCAGAGAUGGUCAGCUUGCUUGGAUUGUCACUAAUCCAUCAGUAGUAGCUGUGUGGCGAAGACAAAGUAGUACCUUAAGCAGUAAUCAAACUGCCGUGAUAUCUUGGUAAAUACAUAGGACGCCCACCUCCGGGCGUCUCUCCCCAUCUGUGUUACAAACCACGCGGACGCCAUCUUAGCUGCUUCCUGAACACCUUAACCACUUUUCCCCAAUUCCAAUUCAAAUACGUCCUGGGUUCCUAGCACUUAAACACUUAAGUUGAAGGCCAUUUUAGCCAAUUCCAUCACCACAAGUUUACGCUCUGCCUUCUGCCUAUGUCGUUUCCAACCCACCGUCAAUCCAUACGUUAGAAUGAACGUUUUAGUGUAAGCGUGUUUUGAAAUUCAGAUUGGUACAGAAUGUUAAAAGUGAUAUGGACUUUUUGCGUUGCAAGCAUCCCCUAAUUGUUCCCACCCUCCCCCUAGAAGGCGCAUAAUCUCCCUAUGUAGGGCAUAAUUAUAAUGUGAUACGUGGUCGCCGUAAACGUCAUGACGUAACGCCGGCGUCUACAGUGUCUUCGUGUCGGGGUUUCACUGAUGUAAUAUGUUCUCGUGUCCUCGAUCCACGCUACAUACAGUUUGUACAGUUUUCAUCAAUCAUCUGAUCUCGUAUGCAAAUCUCUGUGUACAUAAUGUGUGUAUCAUAUUGUUGUAUAAGCCAAAGAUAUAUUUAUUUAAAGAGAUGAUGUAAAUACUACAAUCUCUGUCCCGUGGUAUUUAUGCACAAAGUGUGCUAGAUGCGACAACAAGAUAACAAUAAACAAUCUUAAACAUG
Haliotis rubra (blacklip abalone) is the source of this 4144-nucleotide messenger RNA. RefSeq names its product fibroblast growth factor 18-like. The transcript has 5 exons. The record is from RefSeq and is a predicted model, not a curated record. Gene Ontology annotation, biological process: regulation of cell migration; animal organ morphogenesis; fibroblast growth factor receptor signaling pathway. The coding region runs from base 888 to 1535 and encodes 215 amino acids. NCBI's taxonomy places the organism in Eukaryota, Metazoa, Mollusca, Gastropoda, Lepetellida, Haliotidae. Gene Ontology annotation, cellular component: cytoplasm. Gene Ontology annotation, molecular function: growth factor activity; type 1 fibroblast growth factor receptor binding; type 2 fibroblast growth factor receptor binding.